AUGACGAAGCAAUGCAAGGUCCACGGGUUUUCUCCCUUCCACGUCAAGAAGCCCUCGAUGGGGUAUAUCUACAACAGGAUAUGGGCAGCUAUUAAGAGAGAAGCCCUUCUUACGGCAGCAGAAGGCGUUGCAACUCCUGAGGAAAUCGACGGUAUCUUCAAAGGAGUUCUGAAGACGCCCAAAGGACCAUUUGAACAGAUGGAUCUGGUAGGCUUAGACGUUGUCAUGGAUAUAGAACAGCAUUAUGCUGAUGAGAGGGGGAAUAUCCCGAGUGAGCCCCGAGAAUAUCUGCAGAAAUUCCUAGAUGAAGGCAACUUGGGUAUCAAGAGUGGACGAGGCUUUUACGAUUAUAGUAAAAGGUAA
Fusarium graminearum PH-1 is the source of this 363-nucleotide messenger RNA. RefSeq lists its product as uncharacterized. Bases 1 to 363 code for a protein of 120 amino acids. The record is from RefSeq and is a predicted model, not a curated record. Lineage: Eukaryota; Fungi; Ascomycota; Sordariomycetes; Hypocreales; Nectriaceae. Gene Ontology annotation, molecular function: oxidoreductase activity, acting on the CH-OH group of donors, NAD or NADP as acceptor. Gene Ontology annotation, biological process: fatty acid metabolic process. The transcript has 2 exons.